AUGCGCUAUUUGGAGAAACCAACAGACAUGAUGUGGAGUCCGUUGGGCAAUGAUGCGAACGAAAGAGCCCUGGAAUUUCGUCUAGCUGGAGAGACCGUAGAUGAGGACAUUCUCCGGAAUCCGCCGGGACCAGUACUCAUAACUCCUGGUGAACCGAAUAGCGAGAACGAUGCUCCUUUCACCACAACACUUAGAGGACAGACCGAACGGGCUAUCCCAAAUGCGAGUCGAAAGAAAAAAACGGAAUUAUCAACCAACGAUUCAACGGGAUAA
Messenger RNA from Opisthorchis viverrini, 273 nucleotides. RefSeq lists its product as hypothetical. The record is from RefSeq and is a predicted model, not a curated record. Bases 1 to 273 code for a protein of 90 amino acids. The transcript has a single exon. Lineage: Eukaryota; Metazoa; Platyhelminthes; Trematoda; Opisthorchiida; Opisthorchiidae.